UUACACUUGGCACAAUGCAGUCAGGCAAGUACCAUUCUCGUGGCAACUGCCAAACCCAGACACGUCCAUCGGAUUGCUAGAAAGAGAAGCGUGAUUCGUCACUCCAGAGAACACAUCUCCACGGUUCUAGAGUCCAGCGGCGGCUGGCUGAGUUGCUGUUGUUCCAAGUUGCUUCCACUUUAUUACAAUACCACUAAGAGCUGACCAUGGAAUAUUUAGUAUCAAGGCAAAUUUCAUGGAUGGACUUAUUGCAAAGGUGGCAACUUGUCACGGUACCACGCAUGAAUUUUACAGAGUUCCUGAGAGCAACCCAUUCUUUCACAAAUGUUUGUAGAAGCAGUCUGCAUGCCUAGGUGCUUCAUUUUAUACACCUGUGGCCAUGGAGGUGAUUGGAACACCUGAAUCCAAUGAUUUGGAGGGG
Staurois parvus is the source of this 421-nucleotide messenger RNA. The record is from the annotation of a GenBank genome assembly. NCBI's taxonomy places the organism in Eukaryota, Metazoa, Chordata, Amphibia, Anura, Ranidae.